AUGCCGGUGGGAUUGAGGCGGCCCUACGGCUCGGGCGCCGCCGCGAUCCAGGCAGGCCGGUCGGCUGGCCCCGGCUGCUUGAAGAAUCUCAUGGAAAUUUUCACUCACCGAUUUUUUCCGGCCGAGAGAGAGCCAGCGAAGGACAAAAUGGCCAGCCUAGAUGCAGCAGCAGCCUGUGGAUCGAUCCGAAAGCCCCACGCUCCGUUGCGAGUUUCCCUCGUGGGUGGGAGGGAUCUGUUCCAACAGCUCUACCAAGCCGAGAGUGAUUUUUGGAGGUCGAUCCUGGCGGGAUGCUGAUGGCGCGCAGUCCUUCAGUCACGCACCAACCAGAUAGAGGUCGAUCGGUCGGU
Ectocarpus sp. CCAP 1310/34 is the source of this 350-nucleotide messenger RNA. The record is from the annotation of a GenBank genome assembly. Lineage: Eukaryota; Phaeophyceae; Ectocarpales; Ectocarpaceae.